Messenger RNA from Bubalus bubalis (water buffalo), 1660 nucleotides. Its product is annotated as olfactory receptor 12-like. Bases 1 to 951 code for a protein of 316 amino acids. Gene Ontology annotation, biological process: sensory perception of smell; G protein-coupled receptor signaling pathway. NCBI's taxonomy places the organism in Eukaryota, Metazoa, Chordata, Mammalia, Artiodactyla, Bovidae. The transcript has a single exon. The record is from RefSeq and is a predicted model, not a curated record. Gene Ontology annotation, molecular function: olfactory receptor activity; G protein-coupled receptor activity; odorant binding. Gene Ontology annotation, cellular component: membrane.
AUGUCACCCGAAGGCGAUGGAAAUCUCUCGGUGAUGUCUUUGCAGGAGUUUGUGCUGGAUGGAUUUGAGGGUGGUCCACAGACCCAGGCCCUGCUCUUUGCUCUGUUCCUGGCCCUGUAUGUGGUGGCCGUCCUGGGGAACCUCACCAUGAUGGUGGUCAUCAUCCUGGAUGCCAGUCUGCACUCCCCAAUGUACUUCUUCCUCAAGAACCUCUCCUUUGUGGACCUGUGUUACUCAUCUGUCAUCGCCCCUAAGGCCCUGGCCAACUUCCUGUCCUCCUCCAAGGUCAUCACCUUUGAGGGAUGUAUCAUUCAAUUUUUCUUUUUCUCCCUACUGGGCACCACAGAGGGUUUCCUCCUGGCCGUGAUGGCCUAUGACCGCUUUGUGGCCGUCUGCAGCCCCCUACACUACCCCAUCACCAUGUGCUCCUCGGUGUGUGCCCUCCUGGUGCUGGUCUCCUACUGUGGGGGCUGCCUCAACUCCGUCCUGCAGGCCAGCUUCACAUUCAGCCUCCCGUUCUGCAGCUCCAACCACAUCGACCACUUCUUCUGUGAUGUGCCGCCUCUGCUCAAGCUGGCCUGUGCUGACACUACGACCAAUGAGCUGGUCAUGUUUGGCCUCUGUGGCUUCUUCAUCGUGGGCACCACACUCGUGGUCAUCGUCUCCUAUGGCUACAUCACAGUGACCAUCCUGAGGAUGCGCUCAGGAGGAGGGAGACACAAGCUCUUCUCCACCUUUGGCUCCCACAUGACAGCCGUUUCCCUCUUUUAUGGGACCCUUUUUGUCAUGUAUGCCCAGCCGGGAGCUGUGGAGUCCUUGGAGCAGGGCAAGGUGGUCUCGAUCUUCUACACCCUGAUCAUCCCGAUGCUCAACCCCCUCAUCUACAGCCUGAGAAACAAGGACGUGAAGGAUGCCCUGCGGAGACUGGGGCAGAGACACACAGCCACGUGAAGGAUGAUGGCCAGAGAGACAGUGUCCUGAGAACAAGACAAGAUGGCUUCAUGGAAGGGACUGGAUUUGCUUUAAGAAAUUCAUUCCCUAUUUAUCUAACCCACUCUUUCAUCCAGUGAUACAUUCUACUGUUUAUGAAGCACAUGAUGCUCCACAAACUGCAAGUGUGAGAAAUAAAGAUAGACAAGGCAUCUUCAUUCCCACUAGAGAACUAAUGACCCAUGUUAUCCAAGACCUUAAUCUUGAAAUCUGAAAAGCACAGUGGGCAGAGUGAUUAGCAGAGAGUCUUUGAAACAGCAUGGGUAUCCCAAGUUCAACUUCCUCUGGUGAAGGUAUUAAACGACACAAACUCUGAUGCCUCUCUUUUCCCUUCAUUUCUAAAUCUAGGUAAUUAUGUGCUCAGCAAUCUCCCUGGACCACCUAGAAGAGGGGCCCUAGGACACUUGGCCUUGUCCCUUUCCUGGUGAUGGCCUGGGUCACCAGAGCCAAUUAAGAGUUAGGAAGACCAUGCUUCCCCACAAUCCUGCAUGUGCCUUCUGUUCUUCCACCUCCGCCUUCUGUUCUUCCACCUCCGCCUUCUGUUCACUGAUGCUGCCACUCAACAAGGCAACAGGGAACACCUGUGCCCCUGCUUCAGAGGCUCCUAGUGCUCCCUGUCCUGGGUUCUCCCCUCAGACAGAGGCUGGGAGCCCUAGGGAGACAGCGUGGA